AUGGAGGAGGUUGAGCACGAGGAGCCGAAUCUGGAAGAAAGGGUGAGGAAGAAAGGUAAACACGACAAGGAUAAGCCAUGGGACAAUGACCCAAACCUCGACCGUUGGAAAAUCGAGAAGUUCGAUCCGGCAUGGAAUCCGACCGGUAUGCUCGAAGUCAGCUCCUUCUCCACUCUGUUUCCUGUAUACAGAGAGAAGUAUCUUCAGGAUUCUUGGCCCAGAGUCGAAUCUGCUCUCAAAGAAUACGGCGUCGCCUGCAAACUCAACUUGGUGGGAGGUUCUAUGACUGUUUCGACGACGUGGAAGACAAGAAAUCCGUCUAUCGUUGUCAAAGCUAGGGAUUUGUUAAAGCUUCUAUCGAGAAGUGUUCCUGCUCCUCAGGCAAUUAAGAUUCUUGAAGAUGAAAUGCGAUGUGAUAUCAUCAAGAUUGGAGGCUUGGUUCAUGAUAAGGCACUGGAAAUAUUAACCAACUGUUAUAUUCUAGUUGAGGGUGGGACUGUUGCCGCAAUGGGUCCUUAUAAAGGCCUCAAACAACUGAGAAAGAUUGUGGAAGACUGCCUCAUGAAUAUAAUGCAUCCUGUCUACCAUAUUCGAGGAAGUUAG
Molecule: messenger RNA, 603 nt
Organism: Microthlaspi erraticum
Lineage: Eukaryota; Viridiplantae; Streptophyta; Magnoliopsida; Brassicales; Brassicaceae
Source: the annotation of a GenBank genome assembly